Cimex lectularius (bed bug) is the source of this 1566-nucleotide messenger RNA. Its product is annotated as gastricsin-like. Gene Ontology annotation, molecular function: aspartic-type endopeptidase activity. The transcript has 9 exons. Lineage: Eukaryota; Metazoa; Arthropoda; Insecta; Hemiptera; Cimicidae. The record is from RefSeq and is a predicted model, not a curated record. Gene Ontology annotation, biological process: proteolysis. Bases 334 to 1497 code for a protein of 387 amino acids.
CUUUAUAGGAAAAUGCAAUAAAAAUUUCGUAGUUCCCGUUGUUUUAUUUGGAUUAUUUUCUUCUCGCAGCCGUGAUACCUAUUCAGCUUCCAACAUUGCGACAAAGAGUUGCCAGUACUCAAGGAGCCGAUAAUAACAGCUGUGAAUCGAAUUGCCGAGUGAUUUGAAGUUCAUAGCAAUUACUUAGAAAUAUUACAUCAUUAGACAAUCUCUGCGCCAAAAUGAGUAAUGAUGAUAAUAAGUAUUAAAUUAGAAAAUCAAUUUACAAAGAAAAGCUAUAAAUAUACAGUUUGAUGAGAUAUAUUACCACUAAAAGAAUUGAAGUCGCCAACAAUGAAGCCUCAUUUUUUAAUGUUUUUUGUGUCCUACCCGCUACUUUGCCAGAGUAUUUUAAGGAUUCCUCUAAAAAAGUUGCCGAGAGAGUCCCACCGUCUUUCUCCACAUAAAGCAGUUAAUAGAUGGAAACGAGAAGAACCUGAAAAUGAAAAACCGGUGUUCGUCUAUGAUUCCGCAACUUAUGGGAUGGUUGGCAUAGGCACACCGAUUCAAGAAAUCCCGUUAAUGUUUGACACCUUUGGGAAUGAAACGUGGGUGUUUGAAAGUGACUGUACUAUAAAAAUAUGCUUCGUUACCAAUACGUUCAAGUUCUCGAAGUCAAGUACGUUCAACUAUUUGGGUGUUGUAAAACAGAAGUAUUACAAGGAAUUUUUAUUACGAGGAGCUGCCACCACCGACACAUUUAUAUUUGGAAAUUUUAAAAUGGACAACGUAACAUUUAUAGGGGUUCAGGAUAUAGACUGGACUGCAUCAGUUGAAAGAGCACACACUGAGAGUGUCGCUGGCAUAAUACAUCUUCGACCGUCGGCAAUGACUGGAAGUACUGAUUUUUUGGAGAAAAUGUAUUCGGAAAAAAUCAUCGAGGAGAAAAUUUUUGGAAUUAAGGUACCAAGUUAUAAGGAUAAUAACGUGGAUGGAGAAAUAACUAUAGGAGAAUGGAAUCGUCAGUACGUGAACGAAAGUGCAAUUAACUGGAUUCCAUUAACUUCAGGUUCUAGCUGGGAGUUUCACGUGCAGAAAUUGGUUUAUGGAACUUUUGGCCUUCUGGAGGAGGGCAAGGCAAUCGUCGAUACCGGAUUGUCGCUUUUGGUGGGACCGGAAGAGAUCGUCCAGAAAUUGUUUAUGGCCCUCAAUAUCACUCUAACUAUCAACCCAAUAACAGUCACAUCGUUUUUGUCAGAUUACGAUAGCUUUACGGUGAAAUGCUCAGACAAACUUCCAUAUUUCAAUUUCCUCAUUCAUGAUAACCAUUACGUUCUGACGCCUAAUGACUAUUUACUGCCGAUGCCCGACAAUAAGGAUUUGUGCGUAUUUGGCUUUGCGUCAUCGAAACACAUAAAGACAAAAGCUUGGAGAUUAGGAGAUGUAUUUUUGUCCAAGUUUUACAUGAUAGGCGAUGGUAAAAAUUCGCGUUUGUCUUUCAAUGAUUAUGUUCUUUAAAGAUUUAUGUGUUUUCUUAUCUUUCUAAACAAUAAAACUGAUAUAACAAUGGGCCAAUUUUGUUUGAAA